Pungitius pungitius (ninespine stickleback) is the source of this 3494-nucleotide messenger RNA. RefSeq names its product growth differentiation factor 10a (gene gdf10a). The record is from RefSeq and is a predicted model, not a curated record. Gene Ontology annotation, molecular function: cytokine activity; growth factor activity. Lineage: Eukaryota; Metazoa; Chordata; Actinopteri; Perciformes; Gasterosteidae. Gene Ontology annotation, cellular component: extracellular region. The transcript has 3 exons. Bases 293 to 1852 code for a protein of 519 amino acids. Gene Ontology annotation, biological process: positive regulation of osteoblast differentiation.
CAUCUCUCCCCGCUCCAGUAUAACCCCCCCAAGCCUCCGGCGGUCACACACAAAGUGUAAAAGUGGCAGCAACUGUUACCCGGACUAACCCACCCGGCAUCCACAUCCCACAGCGCGUGAGACGGCCUCAGUGAGCGCCGAGCGGAAAAAAAGUCAGAGGAGAGGCGGAACUUUUACGCGCGAUCCUUUUUUUUUUAGUCGGGAUUGUUUUUGGGCGCCUCUUGUUUCGGACACUUGUCUGCACUUUCUACCUGGUGGAUAUUUAUUUUUCUGCAUUCAUUUCAGCACUUAAAUGGCAGCUCUAUGUACGAUUCCCUCGCACCUGUUACUGCUGAUUUUACACAGUUUCCUGGGUGCUGCAUCAGUCAGGAUCAUCAGAGGUGGCUAUGGGAGCGAACGGGACAGCUCGAUUCAGCCCUCUCCGGACCCGUCCUCCGAUGAGCUGCAGGACAUGCUCUCCCGGCACAUGGCAAAGUUGUACGAGAAAUACAGCAGGGAAAACCGCCUCAGAGAGGGAAACACCGUGAGGAGUUUCAGAACCAUCCAAGACUCCUCUGAGGAAAUGACGGUGUACACACUGAACCUAACCACCCUUCAGGAUUCAGAGGUCGUCCUCUCCGCCUCAUUCCACUUCCUGCUCAAUCGGCGCCCUCAUCAAAAGCCCUGGCUCUGUAAACGCCUUAAACGCCAGUCCUGUCGCUCCUCAGCCGUCCGCCCUUCUGCGUCCGUCAGCCUGCUCCUUCGCGCUGUGUCCUCUGAGUCAGAGGUCAGACCUGGGUCAAUGGGGUCCCUUCUAGCCAAUGUGACCUUCCACCCCCACAGGAGAGGGGUGUGGCAGAUGAAAGAUGUGACCGAGGCCAUAAAGGAAGCCAGAGACAAGGGUCAUCUCGUGGUGUCAGUGGAGUUGGACUACCAGAGGAAACCAGAGGGGGUGCUGCCUGGUGGGAGCCUGCCCUAUCUGUUACUGUAUGCAGACGACCAAGCCUUGGCAGAGCCCAACAGCGUGGCCGCAAGCCUCCAGAGAUAUGACCCGUUCAACGACAGACCUAACUCCUCACCAGAGACAACAAAAGGACGAGGGAGAAGGGAAGCAGCUCCGCUCUCUGACACCAUCCAGAACAACGAGCUGCCAGAGGUUGACCACUGGCCCGACAGGUACAGAAAGGAAGACCUCUGGGAGAGCACUUGGUACCUGGCACUUAAGCCUGAAUCAGGAAGGAAGGAAAAGAAGAGAAAGAGCCAGAAGGAAGAUGGAGCGGAUCAAGGCAGAGGAGAGCUUGAUAAAGAAGACCCUCUUGUUCUCAGAGAAGGAGAAAGAGAUGCAGAGGGGCUCAAAGCCGAUAACUCAGCCGAGAAAAAAAUGAAGGACAGUCGCAGGCUGACCACUAGUGACGGACUUAAGCAUGAAUGGAGAAAAGAGGGAAUGGGUGGGGAAUUGCACAAGGCGAACGCUAACUCUGAGUCCCCUGUCCUGAGUUUUGAUGAACAAACAAUGCGCAAGGCCAGGAGGAGGCAGUGGGGCAACUCCCGGAACAGAGGCUGCUCCAGGAGGAACCUCAGAGUUGAUUUUGCAGAUAUUGGCUGGAGCCAUUGGGUUAUAGCACCCAAGGCCUUUGAUGCCUACUACUGUGCUGGCACAUGUGGCUUCCCCAUGCCCAAGCAGACGAUGCCGUCCAACCACGCCACCAUCCAGAGCAUAGUCCGGGCCGUCGGGAUCAUCCCUGGAGUUCCCGAGCCCUGCUGCGUUCCAGAAAGGAUGAGUCCACUGGCUGUGCUCUACCAGGAUGAAUCCAGGAACCCGGUGCUCAAGGUUUACCCCAAUAUGUCCGUCCUGUCCUGCUCCUGCAGAUAGGAAGGGAUGGUCAAUGUCGGCGCAGGACCAAACGGGGCGAAUAUGGAGAGAAAGAAGAAUAGUGCAAAGGGAGACAUAAGCAUGACUCCGUUUUUUAAAGGGGUUUCAUAAUUCUGAUGAACAAAGUCACUUUGGCUGAUGUUAUUCCCGUAGGAAACAUGGGCUGUAGAGAAUUCACUUCCACCUCUGUUGCCUUGCAGGCAGCAGACCUGAAGGGGCACAUUGUCUGGCGUCUGGCUUAGCAAGAGGAACAGUGUCACGCGUGUAAAGUCAUGGCUCCACAUGUCUGGGGGACUCAGUUUUCUUGGUUCUGUGUUUGAAAUAAUAUUGAAGACAGGACCCUUUAUCUCUUUUAUCUCAGAAUGUAGGCGCUUUUCAAGCAGGUCACAACGACUUUGUGUUCAUGUUUUCUUUGGACACGAAGGCUAUAAAAAAGACUUUAUCAAAGUGUCAUCGGGCAGCUUACUCAAUCUCACUCAGAUGACAGAGAUUACAAAGAGUCUUUUUGCAUUUUUGCAUACUGUGCACAUCUGUUCAUACUUUUAAACAAAUCACAGUCAACAUUGUAAAUACAUACAAUGCUUGUACAUCCUUGCUUUGUGUAUCUCUAAAAGGAAAUAUGGAGGAGAGCAUCUGCAAUUCAUUCACACCCAACAACACCCUAAUAAAACUUCAAAAAUAUUAUAAGGAAACCAGAGAUAUUUUUGUAUUUUGAUGUGAAACUUGGUUAAAAAUAAUUUGUGAUGGUUACUAGGUUAUGUAUUACGAUAUUUUAGACAAGGUGGUAUUUUGUACUUGUGUAUUGUUUAAAUUAUGAAAAAGAUACUUAUAUAAAUUAGAAUAAAAAAGUAAUUUAAUCCAAUGAUCGUGCUAUAAUAAUAUUGUUGCAUACACUUUUGUGUUAUUGUUGUUCAUUAUGCGUAUAACGUUUGGUUCUGGGAGGGGGGUUCACUGUUCCAAAUAACUUUGUACAAUAGCAGGAAGGUUUCACUCAAAGGCAACGUUCCCCUAAAGCGCCUUGAACUCAUCUUUACCCCAAACCAAAGGCUCAGGCUCGGUUGACAAGGGAAUCUCGUGGCUGAUGCAGCUGUCGCGGAUUAAUGGUUGAUGGAGGAAGCAGGCAAGCACCUAUUAGGACGUCAGCCACUUCAACAUCAAAACAUUGUGAACUUCCCUCAUUUCUACUCCUUUCUUUUCAAACAGAUGGUUUCACGCAGAUUUCAACCACUUUCAAUCAAGUGCUCACAAGAGGAAGAAGGUGGCCUCUGUGGUGACAAACUGACAGUGAAAUGACAGUGUGAGCCUUUUGGUUAUUGUCUCGUUACUCAUUGGCUGUUCUGCCUUUAGCCUGCAGAAGUAUCACAUAUGUUUAAAACAACAGAUUGGACAGUAAUUUGGUCUCGAAGAGAGAGACAUUUUAUAAUUUCAUUUCAACAAAAGGAACACAAGGUUGAGCCCUCAUACUGUUUAUUACAGACCAGAAUAAAAUGUUUUUUUGGCUUGCAGUUCUGCAUGGCGUCAUUGUUUUAAUCAAUAAAAACAAAUAGUACUUAACAAAUCAUGUCCUAACCUUAUAAAACUAACAGGCUGCCACAGUAUGUGUUUUAUUUUAUUAAUUUGGUUGAAUACCUUCUGCGAGCAU